AUGCGGCCGCAACUACUUCUUUCCUAUGCCCUGGUGCUGAACCAGCUCUUGGCGAGUGCAUUCUAUGUCUCACCUCCAGUUCCACAAGAGGAUGUAAUAACCUGCGGCUCUACCCCAUCCGAAGCGAAGCAACUCGGGUGCGCAUUCGAUCUCUUCUCUUUCGCCUACUACCCACCACCUUGCUACAACAAAAACCUCCACAACGAGUUUCUCGCCAUUCACGGCUCCGAGAUUGAAUGGCGCACGAUGGAUUACACUCCCAUUGCUACCGCUGACGUCCUGGAGGGAAAUCAUAUCGACCUCCGCCCAAUCUCAGGCCAGUUCCAUGACCUACACUGCACCUACGAGUGGCUGAGGCUGAUUCGGGCUCUGGCAGAAGAGCGCCCGCUGGACAGAAAGCUGGCGAGAUAUGUGCAUUCCCACCAUUGCUCGAUGAAUCUGCUCCAAAGGGACAAGACUGGGAGAAAUGAGACGGCGACGCAGACGGCCUCAAUGUUGUUUGGACGAUGUGGACUGACUGCGGACCAGAUGCAUGCAUAUGGAGCUGAAUAG
Messenger RNA from Talaromyces atroroseus, 552 nucleotides. RefSeq lists its product as hypothetical. Lineage: Eukaryota; Fungi; Ascomycota; Eurotiomycetes; Eurotiales; Trichocomaceae. The coding region runs from base 1 to 552 and encodes 183 amino acids. The record is from RefSeq and is a predicted model, not a curated record. The transcript has a single exon.